ACUGAUAGUAGGCUGCGUUGAGACUGCGCAUAGUUGAUGUUUGGGAACUACAUCGAUGCUGGUCAGUGCUCCGCUACAAAUCUGCCACGAAGAACACGUAGUUAUCUUGCUACAAGUGCUAGUGGCUUAGCAACGAUUUCAUGUCAUGUUGUUGUUCAUGUCCAUAUCACCGUUACCUAUUUUACGAUAUGGCCACUUUGUGUGUUGACAGCCGCCCUUCACUUCGAAAGACAGGUUUUUUAUUUUUGAAAGCCAGCAUUAUUUUAGUGUUAUUAUUUCACCUAGCUCAAACCACAAGGCUGUAUUCUGAGGAGGAUCUUGUGGUUAUAUUAACAAGCUCGACCAUCAAGCAGUCUUUGCUCAACUCUUCUACCGCUUGGCUUGUCCAGUUCUACUCUUCAUGGUGCGGUCAUUGCAUCCAGUACUCACCUACCUGGAAGGCACUAGCUAGAGAUGUACAAGACGACCUUCAGAUCUACCUUCCUGUGGUUCUGAACAAUCGUUCUGCGCUGGACCCUCUCCAUAACUCAAUUCAGGACAUUAAACUGUGGCUUUCUCAGAAUUUCCUUCACUUGAAUGAAGACUGGGAGCAAGCCAUACGGAUUGGUGUCCUGGACUGUGCUCAAGAGAAUAACUUUGACAUCUGCAAGGACUUUGGCGUUCACUUCUACCCCACCUUCAGAUACUUUAAAGCACAUAACCCUGCAUUUGAUGUUGGACAAACAAACCGGGGGGCAGAUAGGGAGCUGCAGACUGUCCGACAACUGAUGGUAAACUUCCUCCAGAAUCACACAAAACAGGACUGGCCCGCAAGCUGCCCUGCACUUGAGCCUUCCAGUUCUGAGAAUAUAUUGUCUUUGAUUGGUCAGAAAUCUGACCAAUACACCGCCAUCAUUGUUGAAAAUGAGGACUCUUACAUUGGCAGAGAGGUUAUCUUGGACCUAAUGACGUAUCAGGGGCUGACUGUGAAGAGGGCACUGAGUUCUGACAAGAGACUCAUAGAGAAACUUGGCAUCAACUCUUUCCCCUCAGCAUACCUCCUCCACCCGAAUGGGACACAUGACAUUCUGGAUGUGCAGAAAAGACUGCGCUUCUUCUUCUCUUCAUUCCUUAAGCUGCUCCCUGGAGUCCACAGGAAGCAGAACGGUUCUGGAGCAGCCCAGGAGCCCCUAAUAAAGGGACCACAAGACCCUGGGAUUUCUGAGGCUUGGAAAGACUUUGAAAAGUCUAAGGUGUACAUGGCAGAUCUUGAGUCAGGGCUGCACUACCUGCUGAGAGUGGAGUUGGCUACCCAUCAAACCCUGGUGGGAGAGGAGCUGAAGACCUUCAAAGUCUUUGUGACAGUUGUCGCAAAAUCUGUAUUGUUUAAUUCUUUAUCCCAGCUUUUCCCUGGUCGACACUCUGUAGUAAAACUCCUCGAGACUCUGCUGGAGUGGCUUAUUAGUCUUCCCUUGGAGAAAAUCCCUUAUGACGCCAUCCUGGACCUGGUCAACAACAAGAUGCGGAUUUCCGGAAUGUUCCUGAGUAACCAGCUGCAGUGGGUCGGCUGCCAAGGCAGCAGAGUGGGACUUAGGGGCUACCCUUGUUCCUUAUGGACCCUGUUUCAUGUGCUUACAGUUCAGGCGGCCAGGCAGCCUGACGCACUGGCCAACACAGGAUUGGAGGAGAAUCCUAAGGCUGUGCUGCAGACAAUGCGCAUGUACAUUGUGAGCUUCUUUGGCUGUCAGGAGUGCGGCAAGCAUUUUGAGGAGAUGGCCGCAGAGUCUCUGUCCCAGGUGAAAUCAUUAGAUCAGGCAGUGCUAUGGCUCUGGAGGAAGCACAACCAGGUCAAUGGACGCCUCGCAGGGACAAUGAGUGAAGACCCUCACUUUCCCAAGACCCAAUGGCCCAGCCCGGACCUCUGCCCGACUUGCCAUGAGGAGCAGGACGGCAUCCACGUGUGGAACGAAGACAAGGUGCUUGCGUUUCUGAAACAGCACUAUGGGGCUGCCAACAUCUCCCCCAAACAUUUGCACAGCAGUUAUCCCAAGCCCCCGGCAGCAGAUAGAGCCCUGAAGCCAAACCAGGAGAUGCUCGGACACCCUGAGAGCAAGCCCAUUGAACCAAUACCGGGAAAGACAGUUGCCCCUGAGAGCUCUGUGCUCCCUGCCAACCACGCAAAGCAGAGCAGGGUUGAAGGAGCAGGGCAGGCAGGCAUAGGGGCCCACAAUGACAUCAGACCUGGUGUGAGCUUCUUGGGCCUGGGCUUCUCCAAUCUGGACAUGAGCCUGUGCGUGGUGCUCUACGCUUUCUCAUGCGUCUUUCUCAUGUUCAUGUUCUUCUUUUUCCGAGUUCGCUCCAAACGGUGGAAGGUCCGCUACAAUCGUCCGUAUGUAUAGUUGUCCACUGGUCAAAAUUAUUUUUUCCUAUUUUUUUUCUCAGACUUGAGUUUCUCUUUUUAAAUGUAGAUUAGAAAGUCAAUAUGUUAUUUAUUUGGUUUUGGAUCAUGUUUCCGGUGAAGCAACGGUUCCUAGAUGAACGAUUUUACAUCAGGCAGUUUAGAACAGUCCUAGUCCCUUAACAGAUUGCCAUAACAUUGUCAUGGAGGAAGGACUUGGGGAAAUAUCAUGCCCAAUACUGUGUUUCUAAGCUAUGAUUAUUAGGAAUAAUUUAGUAUAAAGCUUUGACAGAUUCCAGUUAAUCAAGUGUGUUUAUUUUUUUUUAUCUCCUGUUGCCUUUCUUUGGUUUCUAAUGGUAAUGGUCAUGUUUUGCUGAGCUACAGUAAACCUCUGGAAUGUUUAUAUUAAACUUAAAAAAAUCUUUGUCAAUGUAUUCUAUUAGACUUAUCAAGAUGAUCACUUAUUACAAACAACUAUAUUUCAGUCCAUAACUUUGAACAAAAAGAGCAAAUGUAGCCUUGUUUUAUGCAGGUGCCUAAAUACUGUAAUCUGAAUACUUAAGAGUGCAUUUGAAUUCCCCUGUACUCACUGAACUGUCUCCUUGACCCUAAGUGGCCUUAACGUGACUGUAUCAUUUAUGUGGAUAAAAAACUACAAACAUUGGCAGUAGCCCUUUAUCUAUAGAACUGACAGGUCGCAGUGGAUUACACUCACAUAAAUUACCCCACAUCUCACAAAACCUCACAUUUCUGAAAGGUUGUUUGAUGUUUGAUCUGUCCAUUCUUUUUGAUUGCCUUUGAAUAUCUUGUCUUUACUUACCAUUGGAUUAAACUAAUACAUUAAUUAACAUAAACAUUUGAAAGAAACUUUGGUUUUUAUAAUCCACCUCAAGAGGGAGAUAUAACUGGUCAAAAAACAUGCCCCAAAUAUUUUGUAAGGUUUUUAAACAAUGUAAUUAGAAAUAUAGCUAAUCAAUGUUCGGAUUAUUCUUGUUCUACUUUUAUUUUGUAGCCCUUGAAAAUUAGUGCAUCUCAAGUGAUUUCGUCCUGCACACUUACUCCAGGUAAUUGCAAUGAUACUGUAUGAGACUAAAUAUACAUUAUGUACUGCAUGUGGUAUGCAGAUGUGAAUGGAAGCACUUACUGUAGCCAAACUGUAAACCAAUCUAGGGCUUCUCAAAAUAGAAUGCUGUACAAUAUUGUGAAUAUGUAAUAGAAAUUUUGGUCCAUGUGCUGGUCUUUAAUAAGAUUAAUCAAGGGGUAAAUCAAGAUUAUCAGCCAAGUAAUGUUGUUGGACCUCUGAGUUCUAGAAAAUGUUAUGAUUUUCGUCAAAGAUAAUAUGUCACAUCGACUCAGCUCACGGAUUACUUUGCUAUUUAAUGUUACUUCUUUAGAUUGUAGCCAGGGUCUAAUGUAAUGGGAAAUUACAACCUUAAAUUGUGACUUGGGUUUUAAUUUUUUAUUUUAAUGUUUUUUUAUUCUGCUGUGCGAUAUUGUGACAAGUUGCACAUUGUUUUGGCACAUACCAAUUUGAUCUGCUAAAAAUGUCAUGUAAUGUAUAUUAUUUGUGACUUUGUUAAUAUACAUUCAUUAUUUCUUUUGAUUUUAUUCUGUUUUGUUCUUACAAUUAGUUCUGUUUUUCAUUCAUUUUCACACGUUUAUAAUAUUUGCAGUGUAGUAAGUUGUCUGGAAAAUAAAAAUGUUGUUAUUGUAGCUGAAA
Esox lucius (northern pike) is the source of this 4097-nucleotide messenger RNA. It is a transcript of the gene qsox2, whose product is annotated as quiescin Q6 sulfhydryl oxidase 2. Gene Ontology annotation, molecular function: flavin-dependent sulfhydryl oxidase activity; protein disulfide isomerase activity. Gene Ontology annotation, cellular component: Golgi membrane. The transcript has 13 exons. The coding region runs from base 141 to 2378 and encodes 745 amino acids. Lineage: Eukaryota; Metazoa; Chordata; Actinopteri; Esociformes; Esocidae. The record is from RefSeq and is a predicted model, not a curated record. Gene Ontology annotation, biological process: protein folding.